AUGUCGAGGGUUAAUGUUUACAAACCCAAUUCCGACGAGUGUGAGGACAAAGUCUGCGAAAAUUGCAAAGGAUCUUCAGCCGGAAAUAGACCAAAGCCGAAACCGAAACCCAGGCAAAGCCAAGCUGAAACCGGAACCGAAACCGAAAGUCAAGCCGAAGCCAAAGCCAAGCCGAAGCCAAAGUCAAAGUCAAAGCCGAAGCCAAGCCGAAGCCAAACCCAAAGCCAAGCCGAAGUCAAAGCCAUAGCCAAGCCGAAGCCUAAGCCGAAGCCAAAGUCAAGCCGAAGUCAAAGUCAUAGUCAAGCCCAAGCCAAAGCCAAAGCCAAGCCAAAGUCAAACCCAAGCCGAAGCCAAAGUCAAGCCGAAGCCAAAGCCAAAGUCAAACCCAAGCCGAACCAAAGUCAAGCCAAGCCGAGCCAAGCCAAAGUCGAAGUCAAAGCCAAGCCGAAGCCAAAGCCAAAGUCAAAGCCAAGCCAAAGUCAAGCCAAAGCCAAAGUCAAAGCCAAGCCGAAGCCAAAGCCAAAGUCAAAGCCAAAGUCAAAGUCAAAGCCAAGCCGAAGCCAAAGUCAAAGCCAAGCCGAAGCCAAAGUCAAAUUGAAACCGAAGUUAAGCCGAAGCCAAAGUCAAGCCUAUACCGAAGCCAAGACCAAGCAGGUUAACAAACUCACAAAUAACAAGAAGCUAAUAGUUCAGCAGUAUUGGCCUGUCGCGGACCGCCAAACCGUCGACUUGCAACCAUUAUAG
Messenger RNA from Penaeus indicus, 744 nucleotides. Its product is annotated as probable serine/threonine-protein kinase samkC. NCBI's taxonomy places the organism in Eukaryota, Metazoa, Arthropoda, Malacostraca, Decapoda, Penaeidae. The transcript is spliced from 4 exons. The record is from RefSeq and is a predicted model, not a curated record. Bases 1 to 744 code for a protein of 247 amino acids.